Messenger RNA from Limanda limanda (common dab), 732 nucleotides. RefSeq names its product transmembrane protein 91 (gene tmem91). The transcript is spliced from 3 exons. Lineage: Eukaryota; Metazoa; Chordata; Actinopteri; Pleuronectiformes; Pleuronectidae. The coding region runs from base 1 to 732 and encodes 243 amino acids. The record is from RefSeq and is a predicted model, not a curated record. Gene Ontology annotation, cellular component: membrane; intracellular membrane-bounded organelle.
AUGGAAAAUCUGGAUGAGCUGGAGCACCCUCUUCUGGGAGAAAACACCAACAGCAGCCGGGCAUCGGCGCCGGGGCCGGUGACUACCCAGGUCCCUGGUGGUCUGUACAAGGGCGUGUUGGUGAAGUGCGAGGAGGACCGGGCCUACCCGCCCUUAGCCUGGAGGAGCUACUGCGGACACCCCCCCGAGCGGCAGCAGCAGCAGCUCCUGGACCCUUGCUCCUUACCUCGCACAAUGGAGUCUUUUUACCCACCGGCGCCCAUCUGGGGCCACACAGACUCCCUGCUGAGCAAAGACUACCUGGAGACCACCUUCGUGGACAUCCGGCCGGGCUCCACCCUGGAGAGGAAGCUGCUGGCCGAGGCGCAGGACUACCACAGCGACGCCUACAGCAUGGACGACGAGGACGAUCUGCUUCCUGACUCUGAUGACUCGUCCAUUGACGACUUCAGUGAUACGGACAGCGAGAGCAACUUCCCUCUGAUGAUCCCUCAGGACUACCUGGGUCUGGCCUUCUUCUCCAUGCUCUGCUGCUUCUGGCCCCUCGGCAUCGCUGCCUUCUACCUUUCACAGAAGACCAACAAGGCGUCGGCUCAGGGGGAUUUCCAGGGGGCCAACGCCGCCUCCCGCCAGGCUCUGUGGCUCUCGGUGCUCUCCAUCGUGUUCGGCAUCAUCACGUACAUCUGUGCCAUCGCCGCGCUGAUCUCCUACCUGUCCGGGAAGCCGCCGUAA